This is a messenger RNA of Pseudopipra pipra, 2809 nucleotides long. It is a transcript of the gene PRORP, whose product is annotated as protein only RNase P catalytic subunit. Gene Ontology annotation, molecular function: ribonuclease P activity; protein binding. Gene Ontology annotation, cellular component: mitochondrial ribonuclease P complex; mitochondrion. The record is from RefSeq and is a predicted model, not a curated record. Lineage: Eukaryota; Metazoa; Chordata; Aves; Passeriformes; Pipridae. The transcript is spliced from 8 exons. The coding region runs from base 783 to 2537 and encodes 584 amino acids. Gene Ontology annotation, biological process: mitochondrial tRNA 5'-end processing; tRNA 5'-leader removal.
AGGAAGGAAAGGGAAAGGGAAGGAGAAAGGGAAAGACUUCCCGUAUGGAGGGCCGCGCCGCUCUGCGCACCGGGAGCUGUAGCGUUGGGCGGCGCGGACGGGCCGUGCCCGCGGGGUACCGAGUGAGCCGCAGCAGCCGCCGGACCCUCCGGUAUUUACCUUUACAGCCCAACACAUACCAGGGAUUGCAGUGUAGCUGCCGUCCGUGGCGGUGGUCUGCCCCUUUGGCAGCGGCGGUACCAAGGAUUUGGGAUUGAGGAAACCAGUGAAACGGAAGUUUGCCACAAGUUGCAAAAUACGAGGGAAGCAAUGUGGGAAUUGCGUGCUGGGGCUGCCCGAGGGAUCGGGAUUGGGAUUCCUCACUUGAAAUCGUCGAGGAAAUCUUCUGUCUCAACUUGGAUGAAGGCAGGAAGAAAACACCCUGUGCUUUUUGCGUAGUUGCGUCGGAGUUCCCUUUCUGUGUACAACACACGCAGGACUCAUCUUUGCUGUAACCAACAUACAGAUAUUAUAAGAUGGAAACCUGCAAAGCACCUUCUCUAGAAAGAAAGAUACCCUCAUUUUGAAUGGAUGUCCUCACAGUCUAAGAGAUUGAUUUUUGUGAAAAAAUAUUUUACCAGUUUUUGUUUCCGUAAGAGACAAAAACGACUGACAGAGCAAGCAUUUUGAAACAAGUUUAUGCAGCUUGACAGCCCUUGGGCUUUUAUUAAUAAACAUCCCCAUACAAGCUGUACAAGUGUAUCAGAUACAGUGAGCUAAUAGUGAGAUAAUUUCUUCUUGUGAUGGCACUCUUUUCUCAAACUGGUCACCGGGGGUUUCAGGCUUUGUUAUGGAAAUGUCACAUGUUCUGGCCUGUUUCAAGAUGCCUUGCUGCCUCUUUCAGCAUCCCUACUAGGGAAAAAAUUAACUGUUUCAGUUUUAUGACAUCUUCCAGCACUGCAUUACCAGUGGACCCCAAAGACACUGGUGUCUUACCUACUGAGAAAAGGUCUGAAAUUGAUUGCAAAGAAGAAAAAGGAUGGGAUGAGGAGACUAAAGAAAUACCUGAAGGAAAACACCACUUUUCUUCCUCUGUUGGAGCUGCAAAGAAAUGGUCAAUGAGUCCAGUUUUGUCAAGGCAUAAGUUUACAAAUGUACAGCCUCCAGAAAAACCUUUGCAGUCUGAGGAAUGGAACAGACUAAGGGAAAACUUCCAAUUACCUGAAAUAUUUGAAGAAUUGAUGUUGAACAGUAUGAUAAGGUGCAACACCCCCAUUGAUGUGGCCAAGUCCUUGCUGACCCACGUGGCAAAGCGUAAUGGUGACAUUGCAUACAGUGUGUUGGUCAAAUACCUGACACUGUGUGUCCAGCAGGGACAGGUCUCAGAAAUCCGUGAUGUGUAUGAUAUAAUGAAAGUCAGAUUUAAGAUUUUAGAAAUUGGGGCUUACAACCUUUUUAUCAAGGGGCUGAGUAAUUCGGAUCAGUGGAGAAUGGCCCUGACUCUUUUGGAAGAAGCAAAAAAGAUUAUGAUUCCCUCACGGACAAGCUAUGAGUCCUGUAUCAAAGCAGCCAGCUGUCACCAAGAAAUGAAACUUGCUUUUGAGCUUUACCAUGAAAUGUUGACUAAGGAUGUGGUCCCAACUUUGGAUGUCCUGCAGUCAUUUUUUGAUUUCAGCAAGGGUAUGAAAGGUGCUGAGUUACAAAAAGAGCUGUUUGGCAUCCUCUUAUAUUUGAGAGAGAACCAAAUAUACCCUCACGAAACAUUUAUGCGGAGUAUAAAGCUAUGGUUUGAAAGUAUACCAGGAAGGAACUGGAGAGGACACCUGACCAACAUUAAAGACAGUGGACAGUGCCCAGUUUGCAACCAUCAGUUGGAGGAUAGCAACCUCACCGAAGAGGAGUAUAAUAAUCUCAGCGAAAGAAUAAUAAGGGACGUGAUACAUGGAACUGACACUUUUAGAAAGACAAGCCCACAGGAAUUUGAGGCCUUUCAAACAUUUGUGGAAAAUCGACUUCCGUUUGAUAUUGUUAUUGAUGGACUCAAUGUUUCCCACAUAAAACCCAGAAGGAUGCAUUGUGAAAAUCUGCUUGAUGCUAUUAACUGCCUGGCAAAAGACAAUGUCCGGUUGCUCGUGCUGGGCCGCAAACAUAUGAUGAUUAACUCUUCAAAUUGGAAAAGAGAGAUUAUGAAGGAGAUGCAGAAUAAGGCAGACUUCUUCUUUGCUGAAAAUAUCUCUGACGAUGAUGCCUUCUUGUUAUAUGCCACUCUCCGCUCAGGCAAGCAUUGUAAGUUCGUUACUAGAGACUUCCUCCGGGAUCACAAGGCUUGUCUUUCUGACAGUCUGACACGUCAUCUGUUCCGUAAGUGGCAGCGUGGACACCAGAUAGUGUUAUCCUCUUCUGGAGAUGGAAAGCGUAUAAAUUUUUUGCCAGCUUUACAAUAUGACUGUGUGGUGCAGACUACAGGUGAUACAUGGCAUAUCCCCUAUAAAGAUGUUUUUGAGGAAAAAUAUUCAUAUCAAGUACCAAGAAAAUGGCUCUGCAUUCAACAGAAAUGAUGUAGAAUGUAAUUGCACAAGCUGAAGCUGCUUUUAUUUUUAUUUUUUUUUUGUAAUCACUGCUGACUAGCAGAACUCAGCAGGACAAUUAUGUGAUCAAUAUGUGAGGCCCGUAACUAAGGAAAAUUCAGUGACUGCAUUUUGUCAAAAUCAUUCCUGCAGUAAAUCUUUUAACAUCAGUGGUGGUCUAGCGGGGAUGAAUUAGGUCCAUUAUUUCCAUCUGUACAGGCAAUUUCUGUGGUUUGAAUUAAAACUUGAUUUUUCAUCUUGGA